CCAAUGACUGCCAUUGCGAUGAGCCUCUUCAUGACUGGCAUUGAGGAACGGCUCGAGAUGCGCGAGCUGCUCACUGCCCGCCGGCCUGCAUUCGCCUCGCACAAUGGGGUCCGUUCGCGCAUGGCGCUAGCGCGACGAGGAGGGCAAGAAAUGGGCAGGGAUGCGAAGCUUGUUCAACCGCAUGAGUUGCGUGUGCGAGCGCGUGUGCGGCUUCCUUUCUCCUCUCUCCCUCUCUCACCCUCUCUCUUCUCAUCGCCACGCCAGCAUGAAUAUGGACCUCAAACCUGACGCGCCGCCGGAACGCAUGACCCCCAUCAUCGCUGCCUUCGAUGUGCUCACCUCCACCCUCGUCUAUCGCGUCGCGAAGUUGACGUUGUACAUCGAGCUCCUCCUCAUCGCCUACUGCAUGUAUGGCUCCCUCGUCGCCGGACGAGGGGUGAGUGGCGCGAUCAAGGCGGCGUGGCAGAAGUGGGUGUGCGCCUUGUUUUCCCCGCACGCAAACGAACGUAGCUGACCCACCGCUCGCUGGCGUAGGCUCAUGGAGCACGACGACGGCCGCACGGUCAUGUGCAUCGGUGUGGGCAUUACGGCGCUGGCCGCUGUCGAGGUGGGAGUGAGGCACGCAUGGAGAC
This is a messenger RNA of Jaminaea rosea, 632 nucleotides long. RefSeq lists its product as hypothetical. NCBI's taxonomy places the organism in Eukaryota, Fungi, Basidiomycota, Exobasidiomycetes, Microstromatales. The annotation marks the transcript as partial. The record is from RefSeq and is a predicted model, not a curated record. The transcript has a single exon.